GGAGUGGAUUCAGUCCUUUUGUGCGCCAAGGAAGCAAAGCCAGGACCAGAGGCUGGUACAGGUUAAUGCCGGAAAUGACAGCGGUAGUGGACCCUCGCCACAUCUCUGAAGACUGCAAAGUGGCCCAUCCUCAGGACCCUCACCACCCAUCGGAGAAGCCUGUCAUUCACUGCCAUAAAUGCGGGGAGCCAUGCAAGGGCGAAGUGCUUCGGGUCCAGACCAAGCAUUUCCAUAUCAAGUGUUUCACCUGCAAAGUGUGCGGCUGCGACCUGGCCCAGGGAGGCUUCUUCAUAAAGAACGGGGACUAUCUGUGCACCCUGGACUACCAGAGGAUGUACGGAACACGGUGCCACGGCUGCGGGGAGUUCGUGGAGGGUGAGGUGGUAACUGCCCUGGGCAAGACCUACCACCCCAACUGCUUCGCGUGUACAAUCUGCAAGCGCCCGUUUCCACCCGGAGACCGAGUCACAUUCAAUGGGAGAGAUUGUCUUUGUCAGCUCUGUGCACAGCCGAUGUCUUCCAGCCCUAAAGAAGCCACCUGCUCCAGCAACUGUGCCGGCUGUGGAAGGGACAUUAAGAACGGGCAGGCACUGCUAGCUCUGGACAAACAGUGGCAUUUGGGCUGCUUCAAGUGCAAGUCCUGCGGGAAGGUUCUCACCGGCGAGUACAUCAGCAAGGAUGGCUCCCCAUACUGUGAGAAAGACUACCAGGGGCUCUUUGGGGUGAAGUGUGAAGCCUGUCACCAGUUUAUCACAGGAAAAGUCCUGGAGGCAGGUGACAAGCAUUACCAUCCCAGCUGCGCACGAUGCAGCAGAUGCAACCAGAUGUUCACAGAAGGGGAGGAAAUGUAUCUGCAAGGUUCUACCGUGUGGCAUCCCGACUGUAAGCAGUCCACCAAGACCGAGGAGAAGCUGCGGCCACCAAACAUUCCGCGCUCUUCAUCCGAUUUCUCUUAUCCCAAAAGUCUGAUUCGUCGCACAGGACGGUCCCCAGCUCUACAGCUUCUGUCGCCACCCUGUCUGGUGAACUCCAGCAAAAAUCUCAGGCAGCCCACCAGGACCUCCUCUGAAAGUAUCUACUCUAGGCCAGGCUCCAGCAUCCCUGGCUCGCCAGGCCAUACCAUCUAUGCAAAAGUAGACAACGAAAUCCUGGAUUACAAGGAUUUAGCAGCUAUCCCCAAGGUCAAAGCGAUCUAUGACAUCGAGCGACCAGAUCUCAUUACCUAUGAGCCUUUCUACACAUCAGGCUAUGAGGACAAGCAGGAGAGACAGAGCCUUGGAGAGUCUCCAAGGACUUUGUCUCCAACUCCAUCUGCAGAGGGUUAUCAGGAUGUCCGGGAUCGGAUGAUCCACAGGUCCACCAGCCAGGGCUCCAUCAACUCCCCUGUGUAUAGCCGGCACAGUUACACUCCAACUACAUCUCGCUCGCCCCAGCACUUCCACCGACCUGAGCUCUUGUCUCCUGGUGUGCACAGGUGGUCUCCCCUGCGCACCAGCAGCUUCAGCUCCACCCACAGCGACUCCCGUCCCAACCCCCCCUUCCGACACCACUUCCUCCCCCAUGUCAAAGGCAAUGAGCCGUCCAGCGGCCGGAACUCCCCUCUCCCCUACCGGCCUGACAGCCGCCCUCUAACUCCAACUUACGCUCAGGCCCCUAAACAUUUCCAUGUUCCAGAUCAAGGAAUCAACAUUUACCGAAAACCGCCCAUCUACAAACAGCAUGCUGCCUUGGCAGCCCAGAGCAAGUCCUCAGAAGAUAUCAUCAAGUUUUCCAAGUUCCCAGCAGCCCAGGCGCCAGAUCCCAACGAGAUACCAAAGAUUGAAACGGACCACUGGCCGGGUCCCCCCUCACUUGCCGCCGUAGGAACUGACCCGAGACGCAGAUCUAGUGGCAGAGAGGAAGAUGAGGAGGAGCUUCUGAGACGCCGGCAGCUUCAAGAAGAACAGCUGAUGAAGCUCAACUCAGGCCUGGGGCAGCUGAUCCUGAAGGAAGAGAUGGAGAAAGAGAGCAGAGAAAGAACAUCCCUGCUGGCCAGUCGCUAUGACUCCCCACUCCACUCCGCUUCACAUGCUCCAUCGUCUAAAACUUCAUCUCUCCCUGGUUAUGGCAAGAAUGGCCUUCACCGGCCGGUUUCCACAGACUUUGCUCAGUACAACAGCUAUGGAGACAUCAGUGGCGGAGUUCAAGACUACCAGACCCUCCCAGAUGGUCACAUGCCUGCAGUGAGAAUGGAUCGAGGAGUAUCCAUGCCCAACAUGUUGGAACCAAAGAUAUUUCCAUAUGAAAUGCUCAUGGUGACCAACAGAGGGCGCAACAAAAUCCUGAGAGAUGUGGAUAGAACCCGGCUGGAGCGCCACUUAGCCCCAGAAGUGUUUUGGGAAAUCUUUGGGAUGUCCAUACAGGAAUUUGACAAGUUACCUCUUUGGAGACGCAAUGACAUGAAGAAAAAAGCUAAACUCUUCUAAGUCCCUCAAGUAAACGACAAUCAGCAAAAGGACUCUCCGUGGCGGUGGUGCCUAGAACAUUGUACUAAGGCCCAGAAUUGAUCAGAGAAUUCAUUCACCACCGUCUCUUGGUUGGCAGCAACCUCGAGGGCAAGUCUGAUCUUAGCACCCGUGAGCCACAUCCUGGGCCAAGCAACGAAGGCAUAGAAUUCAGCAGAGACGUCCACACGGGACCUUUUCUCGGGACUCUGUAGGGGUUCUUUCUCCUUUUUACUUUCCCCUUUAACCCAUGUCUAACUUAGUGCUGCCUGUGUUGGUAAGAGUCAGCAAGUGCCCUUAGGAAGCCACACAGAGGGGAUGCUGGGAGUCCUGAAGUAUGAAUCUUAUUUAUUAUGUAGCACUGUGGUGGAGCAGGAAUCCAGGGGCCUGCAUCAAUCUGGUAGCAGCAACUGUGCCUGUCCUUGGCAGCCUCCCUCCGCUCCGCCUGGGCUCUGAGGGAAAUGGAACUGUCAAGGAACAGGUAGUUCUAAGUGUGAGGCUGAAUACCAGCAAAAAUGAUUUAAACAAGCUCCCAUUCUCUUCCUGUGUGCUGAGACCUGGCUGGCCAACAGCUAGAGGAGAAAAAAAAUUAAAACAAUGGAAAAGGAAAAAGGAAUGAAGGAGCCUCCCUCCCUGAAAGCUUUUUCUGCUUCUAAGGCUGUGGCCAGCCCUUUCCCCUAAAAAUUGAUAGGAACUGGCAUGUCCACCUUUCCAAAGAGAGGAAAGGCAAAAAGGGUUUCCACGUUGGUCCAGCUGCUGAUAGGCAGUUUUUGCCCAAGAAUCAUGUGUCUCUUGGAGAAGAGAACUCUGUGCCCUGCCUCAUCACAAGGUCUCCCUCUCCAUGUCUGUCUGUCUAGCAUCUGCUGGGUCAGGUCAAGCCCACACUGGUUUUGUGUUUUAAGGGCAUGGACAUGAUUUUCUAAAGUAGAUUGCUUUCGCUCAGCCUGGUUGACAAGCACACGUGUGUUCACAUCUGUGUGUAAUGUGCUGUGUAAUCUCUGCUUGAAAGUUGACCAUACUGUGCUGUGGCUUUGAAGGUCAUUUGCACAAGAGCAUGUGACCCAGAGAUGGAGAGUGAGGUUCAGGGAGGGUACUUAGAGACCAGCCUGUUCUGUGUGUUAGAGAGGUUCAUGCUGGGUUCAGACUAAGGACCACAGAAGGAAGGCUGGGCUAGUUUAGGGCUCAGAACGUGGCACCAGAGCCCUUCCAUGCUCUCAGUGUGAAUCGGAAUGCAGUUCUUUCACUAAAAUGUGUGAAUAAGGCCACAUCAUAAGGACUGGUGUGAGUUGGCUUAGGGUCUCCAGAGCCACAGGAAAGAAGUUAGAUCACAUUGAUUCUCCUGCUAUGGGACUCUCCUUGGGAAGUUAAGUUCUGAAUUAAAGCCAAGAGGGGAUCUACCCACAAGAAAUUCCUUCUGAAGGAGUAAAGCCACUAGCUGACUAGCUGUCUUGCCACACCUGCAGUAAAGAUCAAAAAACACAGAUUCUCAGCCCAUGGUGAGCCUGUGGCUUGUGACCCACUUCUUUGGACUAUCCUGCUGCAUUCUUGUAAGAGAGUUAAGUAUGAGAACUAGUCUCACAAGUGUGUGUGGAUCUGUUAGUACACUCAGCAAGAGGGCUGGACCACUGGCCUAGGUAGAUGGGCCCCACGCCUCUUGGGGAGGCAGGCUGCAGAAAUGGGUUCCCUGCAUGUCUCUAGCUUCCUCCCAUGAUUUCAUUGUUUGGCUCCAGCUUCCCUGCUCAUCACUGACUGCCUCAGCACCAGGUCUGCAUCACGUGGUUCUCACAUUGCCCUGGCAGCGUAUAGGAUGGGGAGUAGGGUGAAUUCAGUGUUCACAGUCAGGGUGGCCUGGUGGGAGCCUGACUUUAUCCAAUAUGGAGAUAACAUGACCCUCCAUGCUUUUUACUGGUUAAUGCUGUUUCUCAUAAUGAUCCAGAUGAGAAAAACUGGGGUAUUCAGGAAACGGGGUGGUUGCUAAGGCUCCGCACCUGCUUUCCAUAAAGCUAUGGUGGCUCUGUCCUGACAUAGGAAAGAAAGUUCAGCUGUAGGGGAGGAGGGGGAAGACAGUCUUUUUCUUUAAGUUAUAGAGAGCCUUAAGUUAAAGGACCUGCCUAGGAUUGCAAUAAUUGAGGAAUUGAACUCUUAAAUUCUUGCAAUAAUGAAGCCAUGCCUCUUUGACUAUUUGAAUUCAGUUCUCCAUCUAAGUUGGAAAAAAAAAUUGCAUUCAAUCAGCAUAGUAGUCCAUUAAAAUUGUAUCAAGCAAAAAAAAAAAUGCAUCACUAGACAACACCAGUAAGAACCCUGCUGCUCUGGGGAACGUGUCAGGAGUGCAGCUCCGCUCCCUAGCAGAAGACUCCAGCCAGGAGGAUGUGUUGGGGAUGGUUCUAACUGCCAGGCAUAAUGCCAGGGAUAUUAAUGGCUCCACGUGAUUGACCUCAGCAUGAAAAAGCGGUUUUCUUCACUCGGCUCUACCCUGCUGGGCACAGGAAAAUUCCAAUUGCUAAGAAAUCAAAGCAGCUCGUCCACUUGGAGGGAGGCUCCUACACAGGGCGGACUCGGUGCGCAUAUUAAGGGCUAUAUUUUCUAGCAUUUACUUGCGACUUGAUACAGAUUGCAGGGCCUAAAAGAGGCUUCUGGGGCCACCUGAGAGGCUCGGUAUUUUCUUCAAAACUUCUCCAAGAGAGUCCAGGCUCUCACGUCGUCUUCCUGUGCAACCUAUUAGAGAUAUGAAAAGCCUUUGGAAACAGCUAGCUCUGCAUUUUCAUACUGGUGUGGAGUUUGUUAUGAAAUAUUUUUACUAUGACUCCUUCAACAACUAAAUAUGAACUUCCUGUUCUCUAAACCUCAAAGAGAAAAAACUGAAGUUAAUGGGUACUAAGGUGCAAAAUAAAGGGGUGGGGGUUGGGAUGGUUUUCUAUCUGUCUUGUUCUCUGUUCUCCCUGAUACUGUUGCCUCCAGCCAGAGCCUCUUCUCUCCAGAGGCACAGCCCCACCCCUGAUGUUUCAAUCUCUGUCUACUGUCAGUCACCUCCAGAGGAGAGGUUCAGCUGGAGGUGUUUCUAAAACAGACAGACUACUUUACUUUGAAGCAAACCUCUUUUUUUUAAAGUUUGCUUCAUCGAUGAUGCUGUUAAAUAUAUCUGCUUUUGCAAGUUUGAAGGAAUUCAAAUUAACCUCCUUUGAGCCUUUGUUAAAAGAGAAGAAAAUCUCAAGCAAACUUGGAGUGGCGUUCCAGGGCGUGUUGCGGGAGCAGGCCUGGCUCCCGGCUGUGCUCUGCGUGAACUCUGGCUCCGGAGAGAUUUCUAGUAACUGUUCAAUCUGUACUUUCUGUGCCCGCCUUGGUUUUGAGUUGCAUUUUUUUUUCUUCUUUAGACAAACCAGAGCUUUGUAUGCUUCAAGUUCACUGUUCUGUGCCCCCCUUUGAAGAACUUUCUAUGCAGAAAAAAGAUGGUCAGGGCUUUGGAUUUGCAGCGAUGUGUCUUCCAGUGGCAGUGUACAGGGAAGAAACACCCAUGUCCCCUGGAACAGGAGGACAAGCAAGCCUUCGGCAUCUACAAGAUUACUGUUUGCAUUUUCUACCCAUGAGCAGAAGGAGACAGUGACAAUGGACUGCUCUCACUUGUGUGUGCUUAGUGUUGCAGCAAACUCACCAAGAAGGGGACAAGCGGCUGUUGAAAUGGAAGCUUUCUAAGCAGACAGCGUGUGCACAGUAAAGUCCAGCAGAGCCCACUUGUUCUCCCAGAAGCUUAAUGUAAUUGAAUAGCAGUGAUCACUAAAUAAAAUUCUUUUCUGAGUCUCUCCCAA
Molecule: messenger RNA, 6286 nt
Organism: Mastomys coucha (southern multimammate mouse)
Lineage: Eukaryota; Metazoa; Chordata; Mammalia; Rodentia; Muridae
Gene: Ablim1
Product: actin binding LIM protein 1
Exons: 26
Coding region: 66-2465 (799 amino acids)
Biological process (GO): cytoskeleton organization; lamellipodium assembly; cilium assembly
Cellular component (GO): actin cytoskeleton; stress fiber
Molecular function (GO): actin filament binding
Source: RefSeq, a predicted model, not a curated record